AUGAACACCAGUUUAGGUAUUGGUGGUGUUGGUGAUGGUGAUGGUCCUCCUCUUGUAUUGAGUCUUCCACCAGUUCCACAAUUGGUUAUAUUAGGUAUUAUAUUUGUAGCUUCAGUUAUUCUUAAUUGCGUAUCAAUAAUAAGUAUUGUUGGUGCCCGAGCAAUAACACCAAUAAAUCUGUUAAUUAUUAAUUUGGCUGUCAGUGACAUUGUUUAUUCAUUGACCAUUCCGAUAUUUGCGGUACAUAUCGUUAUUCCAUGGUGGCCAUUUGGUCGCGUUGGUUGUCAAUUAGCUAUUGCUAUUGAUAUUAUUGCUAUGAUUGUUGGUGUUUAUACAAUAACAGCAUUAAGUGUUGAACGCUAUAUGGAUGUACGUGAAAGAUCUCGUCGUUAUAAUGAUCAAGUGAAAAUAAUAUUUGUAUUAUCAUUUAUAAUAUUAUUAUGGUUAUUUGCAAUAUUAUUUCCAUUACCAAUGUCAUCAUCAUUAUUUGUUCAUAAUCGAACACGAGCAGCAUUAGUAUCUGGUGUAAGUGAAUGUAAAUCACGUUGGACACCAGGUGAAUUAUCUCGCUAUGUUCAAUUAAAAUUUGCUUGUGCAUUUUUACUUCCAUCAUUAAUAACAUGUACAUUUUCAUUUCGUUUAAUUUUAUUUCUUCAUCGUUGGUCAAUUAGAUCACGACGUCUAUCAUUAUCACAAAAUUCUUUAAAUAAUUAUAAAAGACGUGCAACAACACUUGUUUUAUUAAUAAUAAUAUCAUUUUUUGUUCUUUGGUCACCAUUAUGGAUACUUCAACUUUAUGAUACAUUUAAUAAACGAGGACCAACACCUUAUAUACAAAUAUUAAAUUUUUUAACACUUGUUUUUGUUUAUGCAAAUGGUUUAUUAAAUCCAUUACUUUAUUUAAUAUUAACACAAAAUUUUCGUGAUUAUAUUAAAAGAAAUAAAUGGUCACCAUGGAUAUAUAGAAAACGAUCAAAAACUAAUCAUCAAACAUUUAUUUAUAGAACAAAACCAAUUAUUAAUCAUAAUCAAAAUCAAGAUCCACCAACUAGUUUUAUUAUUAAUAAUGAUGAUGAUCAACAUGCUUUUGUACCAAAUGAUCCAAGUUCAACAGCUAUUUGA
Rotaria sordida is the source of this 1122-nucleotide messenger RNA. The record is from the annotation of a GenBank genome assembly. NCBI's taxonomy places the organism in Eukaryota, Metazoa, Rotifera, Eurotatoria, Philodinida, Philodinidae.